Messenger RNA from Mesorhabditis spiculigera, 573 nucleotides. Lineage: Eukaryota; Metazoa; Nematoda; Chromadorea; Rhabditida; Rhabditidae. The record is from the annotation of a GenBank genome assembly.
AUGCUGGCAAAACUUCUUGUAUUCCUUCUUCUGAUCUUGAACUUGGCACUUGGCCAAAUCACCAAGGAUCCGAGGUGCUUCGAAAAAUGCGGCGAGGGCGAGUCUUGUAUGAAGAUGUGGGACGGCUCCUAUCUGUGUCAGGAUGACCCGCUACUUCCUGGCCCGCAUCACCUCCUCGAAAAAUUGGUCAAGCCGCCGAGCGGGUGGCUGUUGAAGCUCAAGAAGAUGAUGAUAUAUGCGCUAUCUGUACCCGGUCAGGGAGCGAAUGCAUCGAGCCGGAUGGCCAAGCGUAACGCGCUGAUCAAGCCACCGUGCUCACUAUGUACCGGGUCGGGGAGGCAGUGCGUCUUAGAAAAUGGUCAAACGUCCUGUGGUGAGCCUCUUCUGAGCAGGAAGAAGCGUAACGCCCUGAUCAAACCGCCGGUGCAGUGCGUGCUGCCAAAUGGAAACAACGAUAAAUUCCUGAAAAAUGAUGAUAUUCUGGCUUCUUAUCGCCUUUUUGGUUGUCGAUAUUUAUCCGCGACAAUUUGGAAAGUGCCCAGAAUGCGACGGUCCAGACCAACGCUGCGUCCG